Messenger RNA from Beta vulgaris subsp. vulgaris (sugar beet), 1286 nucleotides. Its product is annotated as acidic endochitinase SE2. Gene Ontology annotation, cellular component: extracellular region. Lineage: Eukaryota; Viridiplantae; Streptophyta; Magnoliopsida; Caryophyllales; Amaranthaceae. Gene Ontology annotation, biological process: carbohydrate metabolic process. Bases 199 to 1080 code for a protein of 293 amino acids. The transcript has a single exon. Gene Ontology annotation, molecular function: chitinase activity. The record is from RefSeq and is a predicted model, not a curated record.
UGUAGAAAAAGAGCCUCUUUGACUAGACUUUCCAAGCAAACUCUUUUAGACAAUUUCCUCCCACUUUACAGCCUUUCGAAUACGCAAAACUCAUUGACUCAUUGACUCUAACAUCUAUAAAUUUCCUACUUACCCAACCUUAAAUCUCACAACCCAAGCACUGCAUUGCAUAGUUGCACAUACGUACCCAAAACAAGCAUGGCAGCCAAAAUAGUGUCAGUUCUAUUCCUGAUUUCUCUCUUAAUCUUUGCUUCAUUCGAGUCCUCUCAUGGCUCCCAAAUUGUCAUAUACUGGGGCCAAAAUGGUGAUGAAGGAAGUCUUGCUGACACUUGUAACUCCGGAAACUACGGUACCGUGAUCCUAGCUUUCGUAGCUACCUUUGGUAACGGGCAAACCCCGGCGCUGAACUUAGCUGGGCACUGUGACCCUGCUACAAAUUGUAACAGUCUGAGCAGUGACAUCAAAACAUGCCAACAGGCAGGCAUUAAGGUACUCCUCUCUAUAGGAGGUGGUGCCGGAGGCUAUUCUCUUUCCUCAACCGAUGAUGCAAACACAUUUGCUGAUUACCUCUGGAACACUUAUCUUGGGGGUCAGUCCAGCACCCGACCCCUUGGAGAUGCAGUUUUGGAUGGUAUUGAUUUCGAUAUCGAGAGUGGUGAUGGCAGAUUUUGGGAUGACCUAGCUAGAGCAUUGGCAGGUCAUAACAAUGGUCAGAAAACAGUGUACUUAUCAGCAGCUCCUCAAUGUCCCUUCCCAGAUGCCAGCUUAAGCACUGCCAUAGCCACAGGCCUAUUCGACUAUGUAUGGGUUCAGUUCUACAACAACCCCCCUUGUCAAUAUGAUACCAGCGCUGAUAAUCUCUUGAGCUCGUGGAACCAGUGGACUACAGUACAAGCUAACCAGAUCUUCCUCGGACUACCAGCAUCAACUGAUGCUGCCGGCAGUGGUUUUAUUCCAGCAGAUGCUCUUACAUCUCAAGUCCUUCCCACUAUCAAGGGUUCUGCUAAAUAUGGAGGAGUCAUGCUAUGGUCAAAGGCAUAUGACAGUGGGUACAGCAGUGCUAUUAAAAGCAGUGUUUAAUUUAAAUUACUAGUGUAUCCAAAGAUAUAGGUACAAAAUAAGUUAUAGAGAUACAUCAAAAAACCAUCUUAGUUUUAAAUUUUUUAUGCACCACAAAAGCUUGUAAUACUAAUAUACUAUUAUCAUAAAUGGCUUAUUGCCUCGCUAUAUUUUGGUGAUUAUUAUAUACACAGUUACAACUUCGCAAUUAUGCGAGUCUUUCUAAA